AUGGACGCGAGCAUAGCGCGGCUGAUGGAUUUGAGUCCCCCAGGGCCGUUUUGGAACCAAGUUGUGGGGACUUUGGCCAACAAAGGUUUGGUGGAAUCGCCCAAAAUUCUCUCAAACUUGCACUCCGUGCUGUACGUGGCUCUGGGCUACCAUAUCGUGUUCCUGGUGAGCAAAUGGAUACUGUUCCCCCCGCUGGUGCAGUGGCGUCUUGCACACAGCAAGGACCACUCGCAUCGCGGUCGUCGUGGCUUGGUGAACCAGGCUGCACUGCACUUUGUGAGUUUGGUACAGAGCGUGGUGAUUCUGUACGUGAGUGUCAAGUAUUGCAAGACCCAUGGACGUGACACGACCCACACAACGUCCCAGCUGCGUGUUUUCUCACACGAAGUGGAAACAGACGUUAUCUGUGUAUUCGCGAUCGGAUACUUCGUUUGGGAUACCGUGAUCUCGAUUUUCUACUCGUCGCUGCCCUUUGUGUUGCACGGAGCUGUGUCUGCGCUAAUGUUCUCGAUCGGGUUGAAACCUUACAUCCAGUUCUAUGCGCCAGCGUUUCUGAUGUUCGAGCUUUCCAAUCCGUUUUUGAAUUUCCGGUGGUUUGGCAUCAAAUUCUCGCCCCAGCUGUCGGAGAGCAAUCGAUCGAUGACGGCGCGUGUGCUGAACUUCCUGCAACUGGCCAACAACGUUGUCUUGAUCGUGAUGUUCUGUGGCUCCCGAAUUGUGUGGGGAUGGUACCAAAUUUUCCAGCUAUGUUGCGAUUUUUGGCAGGUACGUCACGACCCUAGGUUUUUGACACUCGAGACGUUGACCAUUGUGUCGGGGAAUCUAAUUUUGGACGUGUUGAAUCUGGUGUGGUUUUGCAAGAUGUUGAGCGUGGCCAAACGCAUUAUCAGCAAGCGUGGCAGAGUUCAAGAUAAGCCUGCCACGGAAGCUCAUUAG
Messenger RNA from Lachancea sp. 'fantastica', 936 nucleotides. The record is from the annotation of a GenBank genome assembly. Lineage: Eukaryota; Fungi; Ascomycota; Saccharomycetes; Saccharomycetales; Saccharomycetaceae.